This is a messenger RNA of Melitaea cinxia (Glanville fritillary), 1782 nucleotides long. RefSeq names its product RIB43A-like with coiled-coils protein 2. The transcript has 9 exons. The record is from RefSeq and is a predicted model, not a curated record. Bases 1 to 1143 code for a protein of 380 amino acids. Lineage: Eukaryota; Metazoa; Arthropoda; Insecta; Lepidoptera; Nymphalidae.
AUGUUAAAGUUACAAAUAGCUAAUGCACAAGAUCGUAAGGAGGCGCAGAACAGAGAAAGAAGGCGGCAGUGUGAGCUUGAAAGAAGAUCAAGGAUCUUCAAUGCACGAAACAGGAAAAUUGGUGUCGACUUGCCGUUCCUGGAGCGUCAAGUACAAGAGAAGAGAGCCGAACGAGAAGAGCAGGAUAGAAGAAAUUUGGCAUUCGCUCAGCAGAUGAUAAAGGACAGUAACCUCGCCGUGGUUCUCGAGGCUAGGGAGAGAGAAGAGCGUCGUCGAAUUGACGUAGAAAUAGACGAAUUCCGUCAGAAGUACCAACGCAAGGAGGAUAGUCGUGAGUUCGAUCUCAACAAUCCCGAUGCGUUGAAAAUGCAACUACCGCCGCGGGCGUCGGACGGCGAACCCGUUGGCUUGUCCAGCGCGCAGAAAUUCGAAGGUGAAGACUUAGCGUACGAAGAGCGUAAGAAGAUAAUGGCGGCCCAGAAGAAUGCGUGGCUCGAACAGCAGGUCCAGGAGCGAAAGGCUGCUGAAGAAGAACGGAAACAAGCGGAAGCUGCGUAUAUGAUGGCCAUAAAAGCUAGAGACGCACGCGCAGGGGACCUGGACAAAUUGGAGAGGGAGUGUCGCUACCGCUUGGGUCAGGCCAACUUGCGCUACAAUGAAGCGCUGGCAGCCGAGAAGAAACAAUUAGAGCAAAUAAUGAAGGAACAAGAGGAAGCCGACAACGCCGCGGAAAUGUACAACAACCUUACUUCGGACAUGCUCACUGAGAACCCUGACGUCGCUAAAAGUGCUUUGGGAAAAAACAGAGCCAUCGGAUUUAUGUACAAGGGUAUGAAUCAGGAGGAACUGAAGAAAUUUUACGCAGCGCAAAAAGAACAAAUGGCUGCAGCAAAGGCAAAGCGCGAAGCGGAGGAAAAGAUGGAGGCGGAAUGGCAAGCUUUAGCGAAGUCUAUACAACGGGAGGUCGCCAGGCAGGACAUUGAAGACCAGAGAAAGAGACGAGAAAUUGCGCGCCAGUUAAUGGAAGAAAAUCAGUUACUUGCGCUUCAGCAGAAGGAAAGAGAUAAAUACUUCAAGGAAGUUGUUUACAACAACACGCCUACCGACGACUACUACUCGCAGUUUAAUACUACUACUAGAUAAAAUUAUUUCAAUUGCAUUGCACAUUGCUAACCGUCACACUGACAGUUUUUUUUAUCUGUUUAAUAAUCUAUCGCUAUCGCUUAUUUCUGGCUUAAAAUUUAUAAUGUCUUAAUUAUUUUUUAAACAAUAAAUUCUAUAAAUCGUAUCAAAAAGUUAAAAUAAAAAUAUGAUAAGGAGUAUCAUAAUAUUAUUCAAUUUUAUAUAGUAUUCCAUUUAGACCCACUUAAAAUUUAAGCAUAGCGAUUGCUAACGUAGCUUUAAUAUAGAAAAUGUUCAUUGGUUGCAAUAAAACAAAAAUGUUUAGAAAAAUGCUUUUCUUUAUUUAUGAAAUUCCGCAGCGCAAUAUCACAAUACGAAUGUAUUCUAUACACAUCUAAUACGGAAUAUUUUGAAACUAUUUAUUACAUUUGCAUGAAAAAUACUAUUGCUAUAUCUAUAAUACAGCGUCAUUUGGCACAUUAAUAUAAAUGUAGAGAUCAAAGAUUUUAUUAAUACUAGUUACUAAAAAAUAACAAUUAUUAAGUCUUUAAAGUGGCAUUUUUAAUCUGGAUCGCACUCAAAGUUUGUCACAGAUAAUAAAUUAGUACUAUUGAGUAAUGUCAAAUAAAUAUAAUUAAUUAAAUUUGAAUGAUUUAUAAA